AUGUAUGGUCUCGGUUGGUUGCAUCGUUUUCAUCGUUUUCGUGGCCCGGUUUUUUGGACGACAAAUUUGGGUCAGGAUUGGUGCUAUGAUAAAAGAAAGGGGGUAGAUCUAUCUAGAACUUUGUUGAGGUAUUACAAGAGGGAUGAGGCAUACAGGGUCGUGUCGUGGCUGCCGUGGAUUGACAGAUACUGGACGGGUCUCACAGAGUCACGUCAUGGGUGUAAAGGAUUACGGGGAAUUAUGGCCUGGUUGGUUACAGUAGAACCAAUUGGCGCCAGUGGAGGUUUGGCAUUGUUCUAUAAUAACGAGUAUGAUGUUAAGAUCGAGUUUUCCAAUAAAAGGAUCAUUGAUGUUAAGGCUAGCUAUGAAGGCAAGGUGGUUUUUAUGUCCUUUGUAUAUGGUGACCCUGUAGUUAAGCUACGGGAUCUAGUUUGGGAAAGGAUUACACGGAUUGGAACAACAAGGACAGACCCUUGGUUCCUCAUAGGGGAUUUCAAUGAGAUCACAAGAAAUCAUGAGAAACAAGGUGGACCCCUACGUCAAGCAUCCACCUUUAUUCCUUUCAACUUGAUGAUAAGCGACUGUGGUUUUGUGGAUUUUCCAAGUCGUGGAAAUACACUUUCAUUUGGAGGGGACGGAGACGAGGGAGGAUAG
Molecule: messenger RNA, 654 nt
Organism: Microthlaspi erraticum
Lineage: Eukaryota; Viridiplantae; Streptophyta; Magnoliopsida; Brassicales; Brassicaceae
Source: the annotation of a GenBank genome assembly